CACCUGACCUAAACAGACCAAUGACAAUUCAAUAUUUCCAUCCCCCCUCAUUCCCUCUCGUUCUCUCUGUUUACCUCCAGUCGCCAUUUCCUAUUAACUCUUCAACCGUGACCGCAGCCAUUAAUUCACUUCAGAAGACGAAGAUCUUUCCUCCUCCAUAAAUUCACGCCAAAAUACCUGUUGAUUGGAAUUAACCUGUAUUGUUUUGGACACAUUGUCGUUUUUUAAAGCCACACAUUGUAUCAAAGAAGUGUCUGCUGUUUCUAUGGAUCUAUAUUUGGAAUUACUGUGAAGCAUUUCCUUUGACCAAGUUAAUUAUGCUGAUUAAAAUCGCAGUCGAUGGAAAUAGAGGAAGCGAAAUAUUUGUUAUGAAUUAAAUAUAAAGCCAGGUAGAGCAAGAACAACAAAACACCUGUGUAUUGUGGUGAGAAACAAAAAAAAAAUAUGGAAAAUGAUUUGUGUGAGGAGAAAAUUAAAUGUGAACAAGAAUGGAAUUCGGUGGAAUUACCUGAUGAGAUGCCAGAGGAUAGAAGAGAAACUUCAUACACCUGUGAGGUGUGUUAUAAGACAUUCAAUCAAAAGACAGAUCUAACUACACACAGACAGACUCAUACAGGAGAGAAACCAUAUCACUGUGAUAUUUGUGGUAAAUCAUUUUUUGAAAGAAGUUCUUUAAAUACUCAUGCGUGUGUCAAUGCAGAAAAGAGAUCAUAUCAGUGUGAUAUCUGUGGUAAAUCAUUCUCUACAGCAAGUCAUUUAACUACACACAAGCGGACUCAUACAGGGGAGAGGCCCUACCCAUGUGAUAUCUGUGGCAAAGCGUUCUCUAAAACUAGCCACUUGAGCAGACACAAAUAUAUUCAUACAGGAGAGAAGCCGUAUGAGUGUGAUAUCUGUGGUAAAUUAUUUACGGUGAUAAGUAAUUUGAGUAGGCAUAAACGUAUUCAUACGGGAGAGAAACCACAUCACUGUGAUAUCUGUGGUAGAUUGUUUUCUGAAAGAGGUAACUUAACUAGACACAAACGUAUUCAUACUGGAGAGAAGCCAUAUUUUUGUGAUAUCUGUGGUAAAUCAUUUACUUUAGAUAGUGACCUGACACGACACAGACGCAUUCAUACUGGGGAGAAACCAUAUUGCUGUGACACCUGUGGUAAAUCAUUCUCUCGAAAUGAUGACUUAGUUAUACACAAACGUAUUCAUACAGGAGAGAAGCCAUUUCACUGUGUUACUUGUGGAAAAUCAUUCUCUGAAAGAGGUAGAUUUACUAAACACAAACGUAUUCAUACAGGAGAGAAGCCAUAUCACUGCGAUAUCUGUGGUGUAUCAUUCUCUGAGAUUAAUUCCCUUAAUAAGCACAAGCUUGUUCAUACGGGAGAGAAGCCAUAUCACUCUGAUAUCGAUGGUAAAUCAUUCUCUCAAAAUGAAGACUUAAUGUCACGUCCAUUCAUUCAUUCAAGAGAAAGACCAUACCACUGUGAUAUCUGUGGUAAAUCGUUUGCAAAGGUCAGUUACAUAACUACACACAAACGUGUUCAUACAGGAGAGAAACCCCACCGCUGUGAUAUUUGUGGUAAAUCAUUCUCCGAAGGAAGCGGCUUGGUUAUACACAAACGAAUUCAUACAGGAGAGAAACCUUAUCAUUGUGAUAUCUGUGGUAGAUUAUUCUCUCAAAUCAGUCGGUUAACCAGACACAAACGCAUUCAUACAGGCGAGAAACCAUAUCAGUGUGAUAUCUGUGGUAAAUCAUUCUCCUUAAUCACGACCUUAACGAAGCACAAUCAUAUUCAUACAGGUGAGAAGCCAUAUCAUUGCGACAUUUGUGGUAAAUUCUUUUCUCUACUUGGUAGCUUAACUACUCACAAACGUAGUCACACGGGAGAGAAACCAUAUCAUUGUGAUGUCUGUGGUAAAUAUUUCUCUGUAAUAAGUAACUUAACUAAACACAAGCGUAUUCAUACAGGUGAGAAACCACAUCACUGUGAUAUCUGUAAUAAAUCAUUCUCUCAGAAAGGGCACUUGAUUACGCAUCAGUAUAUACAUACAGGUGAGAAACCAUAUCAGUGUGAGAUGUGUGGGAAAUCUUUUGCUUCUGGAAGUCACUUAACGAAGCACUAUCGUAUUCACACAGGUGAGAAACCAUACCUCUGCAAUAUCUGUGGUAGAUCUUUCGCAGCAAGUAGCACUUUAAAUGUUCAUAAAAAUACUCAUACAGGUAAGAAGUCAUGCCACUAUGGGAGGUCGUCCUCUGUAAGAAGUGCCCUGACUAAGCACAAAUGUAUUAAUAAUACAGGUGAGAAACCGUUUCACUGCGAUGCCUGCGGGAAAUCAUUCUCUGCGGGAACUACCUUAACUACGCAUAAACGUAUUCACACAGGUGAGAGACCUUAUGAUUGUGAUAUCUGUGGUAAAUCAUUCUCACAAAAAGAAAACUUAAUCAAUCAUAAACGUGUUCACACAGGAGAGAAGCCAUAUCACUGUGAUAUCUGUGGUAAGUCUUUCUCUGAAGGCGGCAGCUUAACUAAACACAAGCGAGAGAAACUGUAUCACUGUAAUAUCUGUGGUUAA
This is a messenger RNA of Octopus sinensis (East Asian common octopus), 2565 nucleotides long. RefSeq names its product zinc finger protein 208-like. Gene Ontology annotation, cellular component: nucleus. The record is from RefSeq and is a predicted model, not a curated record. Lineage: Eukaryota; Metazoa; Mollusca; Cephalopoda; Octopoda; Octopodidae. The transcript has 3 exons. The coding region runs from base 445 to 2565 and encodes 706 amino acids.